AGCUGCGUUUUGUAUACAAGAUAACAAUAAUAAAGUUUUUCUCAGCCUUAGUGAAAUGUUUUAGUGUCAUGGUCGCUCUGUGUUUCUGGCUACCUCUCUGUUCCCUCUAUAUCUUUGACAUUUCCUGUUCACCUAAUGCUUGUUUCCAGGUGUGAUCCAGGCUGGGAGGGUGAGCUGUGCGAGCGCUGCAUGACGAUGCCAGGGUGCGUGCACGGUUCCUGCCUGCAGCCGUGGCAGUGUACGUGUCAUCCAGGCUGGGGCGGUCGAUUCUGUGACAAAGACCUCGGCGUUUGCUCCCAGCAGCCCUGCCACAACGGCGCCACCUGUCUGAUGCAGGACAGCGGAGACUUCCGUUGUGUUUGCCCAGAGGGUUUCCAUGGUUCCACCUGUCAGAAGAGGAUCGGACCCUGUCACCAGAGAAGGUCUCCCUGUAAAAAUGGCGGCCUGUGUGAAGACGCUGAUGGUUUCGCGGCAGAGCUGGCGUGCCGCUGCCUUGCAGGGUUUACGGGCCGGCACUGUGAGACCGACGUAGACGACUGUCUGAUGGGACCGUGUGCCAGCGGCGCCACCUGCGUGGACGGAGUGAACCGGUUCUCCUGCCUCUGCCCGUCCGGAAUCACGGGGCGUUUCUGCACGGUCAACAUGGACGACUGCAUCGGUCAGCCAUGCCUGAACGGCGGCCGCUGCCUGGACCGCGCAGGAGGCUUCCUCUGCCUCUGCCGGCCGGGAUUCACCGGCUUCACCUGCGAGAACCCGCCCAGCCCGCCUAAUGCCAGCCAACCGGUCUGGACCACUCAGAGGAGCGACGGUGGUCGCCAUGAUGACAGGAAGGUGAAGGUAACCGUGAAAGAGCAUGGUGCCACUGGACUGUCAGACCUCCAGCUGGUCGUUGUUUUGGUGUUAGCUGGCGUGACUCUCGGUGUGGUGACUCUAACCGCCGCUUUCGUCCUGCGGAGCCGCUGCCGGCGUUCUGGCGAUGCCCCCAGCCGCUCGUCACCAUCCUCCUCCCAGGAGGCGGGAACAAGCAGUCCGCAAGAGGCUGGUGAAGUGCCGGAGCAUCGGAUCAGCUUCUUGAACUCAACAGAACCACAGAAGAAGAAACUCAACAUAGAGGUGAUUUAGGCUGAAGGGCAACAAGAGAAUGAACUCAAUAGUGACAUCAUCAUGAUGAUGUCAUACUGCUCUUCACAGCACCAAAACUGGACCUGACCCGAUCAGAACUUUGUUCAGUCAUCACUUUAACUACCUUCAGUCCAAACUCAGGGAUGCAAACUCUGCAGGAGCCCAACCAGCCAAGCCAAGCUGUUACCACGACAACCAGCACUGAAGCAUCAGAUCCAGAUUCCCAGGACCGGGUUCUGAUUGGGUUAUGGGUUCACUGACCCAAUUAAGUCUGGUUCUGGUUCCUUUCAGCUGCUUUAAUGUGUAGAAAUGGUCGGACUGAGUCGGUUUAACUUUGGGACCAAACCGUAAACGGUUCUGAUCAGUUCUGAUCGCCAUGGUUCCCAUCGCCAUGGUUCCCAUCGCUAUGGUUCCCAUCGCCAAUGGUCCCCAUCGCCAUGGUUCCCAUCGCUGGUUGAGCUGCUCACCAUUGCAGGUAGUUUCUGUAAAUACUGUAAAAAUAUUUAUUUUUUCUUGUACAGAUUUAGUUUGGUUCUGUUGGAUUGAGCGUCUCCUGCUGAGACAGAAGUGGACUCGGGUGACCAGAACUUACCAGAACUUACCAGAACUGCUUUGAUGGUGUUAAAGUUUUUUUUGAUUGCGGGUCGGUUCUACAGAACUCUUUUGUCUUUAGAUGUUCUGGUCUGGAUCAGGGAGCUCUGGACCCGACCGCAGGAUGGGACGCCACUAUUUCAUUGGAAGAAGAAGAACUUUGGUUCUGCAGAACUGUGGGACCAUCGAAGAACAGAGGCCAAAGCUGAUCAGAACCAGAACAGGAACUGGUUCUCUGCUUAUCCAGACCCGUUAAUCCAAUGAGGAAAUCUGGUUUCCAGGGAAACCCUCUGGAUGUUUCUGGUCCUUUUGCUGUUAAAUUAAAUUAAAAACACAAACAUGGCUGAAAGAAAAGAAAUACUAACAUGCCUUAAAUUUACUGCUGAUAUAUUUUAAUUUUCAUCAGAGUUACAGUCAGUCUACAGGAGAACCAGAGGUGCGCCUCCAUAAAACGUUGG
Cyprinodon variegatus (sheepshead minnow) is the source of this 2171-nucleotide messenger RNA. RefSeq names its product protein delta homolog 2-like. Gene Ontology annotation, biological process: Notch signaling pathway. NCBI's taxonomy places the organism in Eukaryota, Metazoa, Chordata, Actinopteri, Cyprinodontiformes, Cyprinodontidae. Gene Ontology annotation, molecular function: Notch binding; calcium ion binding. The coding region runs from base 136 to 1122 and encodes 328 amino acids. The record is from RefSeq and is a predicted model, not a curated record. The transcript has 3 exons.